Molecule: messenger RNA, 291 nt
Organism: Letharia lupina
Lineage: Eukaryota; Fungi; Ascomycota; Lecanoromycetes; Lecanorales; Parmeliaceae
Exons: 2
Coding region: 1-291 (96 amino acids)
Source: RefSeq, a predicted model, not a curated record
AUGUCGCCGGUGUUCACAGCCAUCCAUGAGCUUACUCCGCCUCUUCGAAGCCUGAUUCAGUCUCGAGGAAGAAGCCUGCACACGCCUGGGAAAGUCGAACGAAGAAUGACAGACGAAGAUUGCGCUGCAAGCGAAAGUAGACAGCAUUCCGAUGAGCGUAUAUGGUUGGCUUGGGUGGCAGAAAGACGUGAAGCCCGAGCUGCAGGCGAAAGGCAUAAAGCACCUCCCUACGCAGAUGCCGAUAAGUCGGUCUCCGUCAACGUUGUGCGUGAUCUCGACGAAAAAGCGUAA